UCCUCCUUGGCUGGAGGAAUACCAACAGAAAACUCUGCUUGGGCUAGGAAGGAUUAUCCCCCGCUCCGCCCCGCCCCGGCUCCUCUUCUGUUGCUACUAGUUUCGGGUGCUGCUCCUUAGAGCCCUUGUGCCCUCGUGUUCUUUCCGCCCCGCAAUUCUCCCUUCUCUUUCUUUCCUGGGGAAGGGAACCCGAUUCUCUUCUUUGCUGCCCCAACCUCUGCUCGCUUUCUGGUCCCCAAAGGCGCGUCUAGCUGGAAUGAAUAUAUCUGAGCCUAGUUUCUGUAGAGAGGAGUUAUCCCAACCCAGAGGCGACUUUUCAUGGGGAGCGGCAGCGGCAGCGCCCCCACCAGCACCGCCACCCGCAGCAGCAGCAGCAGCAGCCGCCUCUGAUCCGGGGCGCGCCUACCCGCAGCAGACCCCGGCGCCACAGCCAGCAUCCAGCCGGACCCCCAGCCCGGACGCGGGCUUUGGAUUUCGCCCAGGCGCACCGGCGGCGGCGGCGGCGGCAGCGGCGGGGGGAGACCCCGGCGGAGCGCUCUUGGGACCCGUGUCCAGCCGUUCUCCCAGCCCGGACGCCGGCUAUGGCCACAGCUCCGGCCGAUCUGACGGCAAAGGCGGCGGCGGCGGCAGCGGGGAAGACUCCCGCAUCCGACGCCCCAUGAACGCCUUCAUGGUGUGGGCCAAGGACGAGAGGAAGCGGCUGGCCCAGCAGAAUCCGGAUCUGCACAACGCGGUGCUGAGCAAGAUGCUGGGUCAGUCAUGGAAGGCCCUCAGUGCCACCGACAAGCGUCCCUUCGUGGAAGAGGCGGAAAGGCUGAGGAUCCAGCACCUGCAGGACCACCCCAACUACAAGUACCGCCCCAGGAGGAAGAAGCAAGCCAAGAAGAUCAAGAGGAUGGAGCCCAGCAUCCUCCUCCACAACCUCUCCCAGCCCUGCAACGAUAGCUUUGGGAUGAGCCACCGCUCCGCCGGCGCCCUCGGCCACCCGGGCCACUCCCAGCCUCCCCCGCUCAACCACUUUAGAGAACUCCGUUCGGUGGGCUCUGAGCUGGAGAACUAUGGCCUGCCGACCCCUGAGAUGUCUCCUUUGGAUGUCUUGGAACAGACCGAGCCGGCCUUUUUCCCUCCCCACAUGCAGGACGACUGCAACGUGAUGGCCUUCCGGGCCUAUCAUCACCACCACCACCACCACCCCGCUCCGCCUCCCCAGAUGGAGUUCCCCCCUGAAAAAAACCUGGGGCGGAACAUGCCGAUGGGCUACCCACCCAACCCACCACACCUGGCGGAUGCCAUGAGGACUCCCCACCCACCUGGUAUGUACUACAACCAGAUUUGUGCUGGAGCCUCCAAUGGGAUUUCGGCCCACCUGGGCCAGCUCUCCCCGCCUCCCGAGUCGCACCACCUGGACGGCGUCGAGCACUUGAAUCCCAGUGAGCUUUGGACAGAAGUGGACCGCAACGAGUUCGACCAGUAUUUGAAUAUGAGCAGGACUCGUCCCGAUCCCUCGGGACUCCUCUACCAUGUUUCCAUGUCCAAAGUGACUCCUCAGAGCCUCUCCUGCGAGGAGAGCAGCUUGAUAUCAGCCUUGUCUGAUGCCAGCAGUGCUGUGUACUAUAGCACCUGUAUCACUGGGUAGGGCUGUUCCUUGAUGCGAUGUGUUCACCCGGGGGAGAGGCUCAGGGUACGUCUACAUUCCAGGCUUCACCUGGUUUGACGGUCAUUUCCUCUGGCCAAGGAACCCUGGGGAAUGCAGCAGGGACCUUCACAGCACUGUCCCCAAAUGACAGUUCCCAGGAUUCCUUGGGGGAAGAUGUGAUGGUUAAGCGGGGAGAAGUUUUGAAAUGAGCUGAGAGUGUACAUGUACCCUUCAGUGCUGGUGGCAAAGAAGGCAUGGUGUGCAGAUACUAGUCUGUUUUAGACAAGGGCAACUUGGCUCCUUAGCCCUCUCUGGGAUGUGGUGCUCUUUAGCAAAGGGGCUCUCAGGUCAGCACAGACCAGGGUGCUUUCCAGACGAGCUGCUCAACAGCAGCAACAUGCCUCCAUUUAGGCAAGUCGCAUUCGAAACGUAAACAUUGGGGGGAGCAGUCUCGCGGAAACUGACAACCCCCGCCAAAAAACAGCAACGUCCUUACGCCAGAUAUAUGAUGCCCUUGCUCUAUAUCGCAGCAAUUAAAUUCGAAACAAGGCAUUGGCACUGUGAACGGCACCCUGCUCUCCAUGUAGGGACUGCGGUGUCACGACUCAGGAAGUGUGGAAGCACACUUCUGAGAUCCGAUGUGACCCCGUUGCAGGGUCUAGUCUGGAAAGCGCCCAGCUGCUGUGCAUGUUUGCUGAAGAGCCUAUGCCAGUAUUGUGAAGAGCAAAGCGUCUACAGCAGGGAUUCUCAAAGUUGGGUCCCCAGGUGUUAUUGGACUUCAACUCCCAUAAUUCCCAGCUACAGUGGCCUUUGGCUGGGGAUUAUGGGAGCUGAAGUCCAAUAACAUCUGGGGACCCAAUGUUGAGAACCCCUGGUCUACUGGGAUGUUAAAAUGCUUCCUACGGAGUGUAUGUUCACACUUCCGCAGCUGUGUCAAAAGUGGCACUGGGGGAGGGGGAGAAUCUCACCCCUGAAGCGCAUGGGCUUUGCUGGCAGGCAGCCAGACCAAAUUACUCAUGAGUAUUCCCAUUGAAAUUAAUGAGGCAAGUUUGUCGUGACUUAACCUAUCAAUUUCAGUGGGAUCACUCGUGAGUAAUUUAGUCUGGCUGCCAGCCACUGUGUGUCGGGGCCUCUUCACACAUAAGAUCUUUAAAGUGUAACCUGUGGAUGUUGUGAAUACAUUUGCAAAUGCAUGCAUCAGCCUUGCUGGGAGCUGGGAUUGGUUGCCGCUCCUUGACAAGAGCAAGAGCAAACUCUAGUUUCCUGCUGCGUCAUGUGUGAAACGGCCCUUUGGUUCUCUGCUUUGCACAUUUUCAGCCGAAGCAGAGAGAAGUCCCAGCAUCCCGCUCAUUUCCGCUGCUCUCCCUGUCUCUGCAUAAGGUGUGAAUUAGCCCCAAACUGAGGUCAGAUUCUUCUUGGGGGCCAACACUUGUGCAGACACAAAUAUUUGGUCUUUUCAGCACACUUUCCAUGCCCACAAGUGCCUUCUUCUCUCUGCACUGGGCUUCCAAGCCCUCUCCCCUUGCCUGAGAACAUUGCAGUAUUUAGAUUGUCUCAUUAAAUGCAUUGCUUUUUAAAAAAAAUUAGAUAACGCUGAACCACUGAUAUACUGUAUUGCUAUGUAGCACAAAAAGAUGGACUAUUCCAAAGCAGAAGGAGGGUGCAUUUCUGCGAUGCCCAGCUGCAAGACAGAACAGAGUUCCUCAACCUCAGGUAGUUCUGUGGAGGGAAUUUUGGCAGGUGCAGCUGUGCUCACCCCCACAGUACCAUAGCAUGGCAAUCAACACCUGCUGAAAUCCCCUCCUCUGUUGCCUUUGAUCCUCCUCCAUGGUCAGGAUAUCAGCUUCUACAGCCCAGGAGUUCUCAAACUUGGGUCUCCAGAUGUUGUUGGACUACAACUCCCAUCAUCCUCAGCCACAAUGGAUUCAGGGGCUGAUGGGAGUUGUAGUCCAUCAACAUCCGGGGACCCACUUGACAACCCCUGGCUUAGCCCUGUUUAGUUGUGGACACGGACAAUGCUGUUGGCACUUUGUACUCGAGAGGUGUUGGGAGCUGUGUGAUGUCCCAAGUGGGGUGGCCCAUUUUCCAAAAGGCGGCUUGUAGCCGAAACCACAGCCAAAUCAAGCCCAAGGACUUGAAUCCUAAAUAUGCCCCAUGGGCCAUCUGCAACCCAGCGGAGCACGUAGGAAACAUUGCAUUUAUUUCCAUGGCUCUGGAUUGCAGCCCUGAAGCACACAGUCCGGAGAAAGGGAGGGGUGCCUAAAGCCCAUUGGACUGAAUUGGGUUCAGUAGGCAUCAAGGCAGCACUCACAUUGGGACUGGGGACUACCCAUAAAGGACGUCAUGAAAUGAGGGGGGAAAGUAGAGCAUUGUGGUAAAGGAGGGAUUUUUAAAAAAAUGGUGUAAGGUGUGACGGAGGGAAGUUGAGGACGUCUUUAAAGGGGCAACAUACUGUAGACGGCUCCUUUAUGCUCUCAUACUUGUCUCUGGAACAUACCCGCUUUCUUGCAUGUAAAGUCAGUCCACUGACUUCAGUUACUUCAGUGGCUUAAGAAUCCACCCUUAAAUGAAUAGCCUUUCUCCACUGAUGCCUGUGCAAAUAAGGCUCUGGAUUCUGGUUGUGCCUAGAAGGAGACAAGUCCCACUGGAACCACUAAGAUUUCCAUCUAAAGGAACGGAUUUGGAUGGGGGCUGUUGAUAGAUUUUAAUCCAAUUAAAUUAACUCAGGCAUUUGGAGGGCAAGGGUUUUCAGAAUUCCACACAAAAUGAGUGCCAUGUGCCAAGUCAUGCACACAUGUCAGUUCAUGUGCCUUGUCAUCGCAAGGGUGCAUGCACUGGUAUACGUACUGGUCAGUCCACUGGUCCAUCUGGUGGUCUCUUCUCUGUCUGGCAGCACCUCUUCAGAGAGUCUCUCUCAGUCCUUUAACUGGAGAUGCCCGGGAUUGAACCGGAGAUCUUCUGCAUGCCAAGCAAGUACUCUGGUUGUAGAGGUUGCUGUCUACUGAGUCACAAUAUUAGUCCAUCUAGCCGAGUUUUGUCCACUGUGACUGUUAGCAGCUCUCCAGAGGCUCAGGCAGGGAUCCUUCCCCUCACUUGCUACUCGUAACUGAAAUGCCUGGGUUUGGACCUGUAGCCAUCUACAUGCAAAGGAUAUGCCCAACCACUGAGCGACAGUCCGUCUUUACAGGAUACAGAUAGACUUUCCCACUUCCACUGAGGUCUAAGCUAUGCCGUGCAAAUAAAGGUUUUCAGAAUUAGAUCAUUAACACCAGGGGUCUCCACCUUGAGGUCUCCAGAUGUUGCUGGACUGCAUCAGUUCCAGCGACAAUAGUCACCGGCUGGUUAGGGUCAAAGGCCAUUGUGGCAGGGGGUGAUGGGAAUUGUUGUCCCACAGUAUUUGGGAUCUAAGGUUAAGAAUCCUUGAUUUACGCCAAAGCAGAGACAAAUGGCACCAUCAAAACCCUGGAAAGGUUAUUUUGUAGUAGGGAAUGAGAAUAAUUGAGGGGCGCUUCCCCAACACAUUUCUCACUGUAAUAAGGGUAUUAUCUUUCAAUGAAACAACAGGACUAUAUUUUUACUAAGCUUUUUAAAAAAUAAUAUCUAUCUAUCUUAUCUAUACAUGAUAUUUAAUUUGUUCAAGCAUUUUAUACUAUCAAGCAUCACUUUUUUGUUUUUUUGUAAUGAAUCAAAGGAUAUCCAUGCCAUUGAAAGCAGUUAUGUAGCAAGACUGGAUUCACACUGCUCUAAAGAAGGGGAACGUUAUUUUUUUGUGGGGGAGUGUGCAUUUUAAGUUGUAAAAUCACAUGGAGCAAUUGUCUGGAAUUUUAGGUUAAGAAAAACUGUGGCAAGUAUUUUCAUUGCUUUGAUCAACAGGACCCAAUCCAAGAGAAGGUUCUCCCCUGCAAAGUCUAUUGAAAUUAAUGGCAGCUGCACAGAGCACUACUGCAGCCUUGCGCAGGAGAACACAGCUGGAUCAUGCCCCACUUGCCUCACUACAAGCUGAUUAAUUAUCGAACCAUCUUUUCCUAAUUCCUUGGCUCUCUUGUGCUCGUUAUGGGGACACAUGUUUCUCCUCCAACCAUUUCCAGAUUUUUCUCUCAGUUGAUUCCUAUUUAGAUGUUGUAUUGGUAACUUUCAAGGGAAUGUCUCCCACUCAGCAUUGGGGGAAACAACAUGCUCUAAAAGAAAGAUAUUCAAGAGUUGGAUUGAUUGUAGUUCAGAGCGAACACAGGCAAAUCUGUGCAUCUGUCUUUCAGUGCUGUAAGUUGCUUUUGUGUUCCGUUGGACAUGCCAUCUGUUCUCAGAUUUGAAAAAACCCAUCUUCUAAUAAAACCGAGUGAUAUCCUUUU
Hemicordylus capensis (graceful crag lizard) is the source of this 5985-nucleotide messenger RNA. RefSeq names its product SRY-box transcription factor 18 (gene SOX18). Gene Ontology annotation, molecular function: DNA-binding transcription factor activity, RNA polymerase II-specific; RNA polymerase II cis-regulatory region sequence-specific DNA binding. NCBI's taxonomy places the organism in Eukaryota, Metazoa, Chordata, Lepidosauria, Squamata, Cordylidae. The record is from RefSeq and is a predicted model, not a curated record. Gene Ontology annotation, biological process: lymphangiogenesis; positive regulation of transcription by RNA polymerase II; angiogenesis. The transcript has 2 exons. Bases 257 to 1636 code for a protein of 459 amino acids.